Messenger RNA from Quercus robur (English oak), 3820 nucleotides. Its product is annotated as pentatricopeptide repeat-containing protein At2g13600-like. The transcript has 3 exons. Gene Ontology annotation, molecular function: protein binding; zinc ion binding; RNA binding. The record is from RefSeq and is a predicted model, not a curated record. Gene Ontology annotation, biological process: RNA modification. Lineage: Eukaryota; Viridiplantae; Streptophyta; Magnoliopsida; Fagales; Fagaceae. The coding region runs from base 116 to 2848 and encodes 910 amino acids.
UACUUCAAAAAGAAGAAGAAGAAAUCUAAACAAACACCUUAUGAUUGUCUCAAGUCUCAAGUCUCAACUGACAAUCAAAUGAGAUCUCAAAGCUACAACAGUCCUUCACUUCCAAAUGUUCCUCACUCUAAACCACUGUCUUCCACAACUCUCACGCAUACUCAUACGCCAUGUCUCAAACCAACAACAAAACCUCUCCACAAAACUCGUUCUCUUCCACGACCCCUUAGCACAAUUGUCUUAUAUGGAACUAUCCCAAAAGUUCUACGAGGCCAUGAAAGCCUGUGCUUCCAUCAAGUCCACACCCAUUGCUCAAAAACUCCAUGCACAGCUUAUAUCCACUGGCCUUGACUCUUCCGUUUUCCUUCAAAACCAUCUCUUGCAUUUGUACUCCAAUUGCAAUCUCAUCGACGAUGCUUGUUGGGUUUUCAACAACAUUGAGUAUCGUAAUGUUUUUAGUUGGAACACGAUGAUUAGUGGGUUUGCUGAUUUGGGUCGGAUGAGUGAAGCAGAGAAGGUGUUUGAUGAAAUGCCUGAAAGAGACUCUGUUUCUUGGACUGUGAUGAUGUCGGGCUAUUUCCGUAAUGGUCAACCAGAAAAAACUUUAAAUAUGUUUGUUUCGAUGGUACAGGAUGGUAAUUGUGUUAAUGAUCCGUUUUCUUUCACUUGUGCAAUGAAGGCUGGUGGCAGUCUCGCAUACAUGAAGUUGGCUCUACAAUUACAUGGUCUUGUGGAGAAGUUUGAUUUUGGAAGCAAUGUGUAUAUGGCUAUUCAGAAUUCAAUAAUGGAUAUGUAUAUUAAGUCUGGAAAAGUGAGUUAUGCUGAGAGAGUGUUUUUGAGGAUCCCAAAUCCAAGUUUGUUUUGUUGGAACAGUAUGAUCUAUGGAUAUUCCAAAUUGUAUGGGGUUGGAAGGGCUUUCGACUUGUUCAACCAGAUGCCUGAACGUGACUCCGUGUCUUGGAACACGAUGAUAUCGAUCUUCUCUCAACAUGGCUUUGGGGUUCAGAGCCUUGGUACUUUUGUUGAGAUGUGGAGUCAAGGUGUUAGACCGAAUUCCAUGACAUAUGCCAGUGUACUUAGCGCUUGCACAAGUAUAUAUGAUCUUGAAUGGGGUACCCAUUUGCAUGCUCGGAUUGUUCGAAUGGAGCCGACUAUUGAUGUUCUAGUUGGUAGUGGUUUGGUUGAUAUGUAUGCAAAAUGUGGAUGCUUAGAAUUUGCUAGGCAGAUCUUUGAUAGCUUAACAGAACACAAUGCAGUUUCUUGGACUUCUUUAAUUAGUGGACUUGCACAUUUUGGGUUAGAGGAAGAAGCUUUGGAACUGUUUAAUCAAAUGAGAGAGGCUCCUAUUUCCUUGGAUGAGUUUACUCUUGCAACGAUUCUGGGGGUUUGUUCAGGUCAAAAGUAUGUUUCAAUUGGGGAGCAGCUACAUGGAUAUACAAUCAAGACUGGAAUGGAUUCCUCUGUUGCUAUAGGAAAUGCUUUAGUUACGAUGUACACAAAGUGUGGAAAUGUACAGGAAGCGAAUCAUGCAUUUGAACUGAUGCCAAUAAGAGAUAUAAUAUCACGGACAGCAAUGAUCACUGCAUUUUCUAAGAUUGGUGAUAUUGAAAAAGCUCGACAAUGUUUUGAUCAAAUGCCAGAGCAGAAUGUCAUAACUUGGAAUUCAAUGUUAGGCACAUAUACUCAACAUGGUUUUUGGGAAGAAGGUCUCAAAUUGUAUACUUUGAUGCAAAGGCAAGGAGUUAAGCCUGAUUGGGUCACUUUUGCAACUUCAAUUAGUGCCUGUGCUGAUCUAGCAAUACUAAAACUUGGUAUCCAAAUUGUAUCUCAAGCUGAAAAAUUAGGGUUUGGUUCUAAUGUUUCAGUUGCAAAUAGUGUUGUUACUAUGUAUUCAAGGUGUGGACGAAUUGAAGAAGCACAAAAAGUCUUUGAUUUGAUACACGAGAAAAAUGUGAUUUCUUGGAAUGCGAUAAUGGCGGGAUAUGCUCAAAAUGGUCAAGGUAGGAAAGUUAUAGAGAUUUUUGAGAAUAUGUUGGAGAUGAAAUGCUCACCUGAUCAUAUAAGCUAUGUAUCUGUUCUAUCAGGUUGUAGCCAUGCAGGGCUUGUAACAGAAGGGAAGCAAUACUUUUAUUCCAUGACUGAGGAUUUUGGUAUCUCUCCAACAUCUGAACAUUUUUCUUGUAUGGUGGAUCUGCUUGGUCGGGCUGGGUUACUUGAGGAGGCCAAGAAUUUGAUUGAUGGAAUGCCUUUUAAGCCAAAUGCUGCUAUUUGGGGGGCUCUCCUUGGCGCUUGUCGGACCCAUUGUGAAUCUAAAUUAGCAGAAGUUGCAGUGAGGAAUUUACUUGAGUUUGAUGUGGAAGAAUCUGGAAGUUACAUCCUUCUAGCAAAUAUAUAUUUAGAUUCUGGCAAGUUAGAAAGUGUUGCAGAUGUGAGAAAACUGAUGAGAGAGAAAGGAAUACGAAAGAAUCCUGGUUGUAGCUGGAUAGAGGUAGAAAACAGGGUACAUGUAUUCACUGUAGAUGAGACUAAUCACCCACAAAUCAAGGAUAUUUACAGAAAGUUGGAGGAGAUGAUGAAGAAGAUAGAAGAUACAGGAAACUACAAAAAUGCAAUUAGGUCACUUCGUGGACAAGGCUACCACAGUGAGAAACUUGCAGUGGCAUUUGGUUUGAUUAAUUUGCCUACUUGGAUGCCUAUCCAUGUAAUGAAGAAUCUUCGAGUAUGCAAUGAUUGUCACCUGACAAUAAAGCUGAUUUCCCUUGUUACCUCAAGGGAACUUAUAGUGCGUGAUGGAUACCGAUUUCAUCAUUUCAAGAAUGGAUUUUGCUCUUGUGGAGAUUACUGGUAAUCUGAAGGUAUCGAUUUUGCUCUUGUGAAACCUACUGGUAAUGUACUAAUUUAUUUUAUUUAGAGGAACCAGUACAUUAAUUUUUCCCCCUCUCAAUUGUGUCCGUGUGCCACUAUAUUUUUGUUAUUUCAAUUGAAGAGGGAAAAGAAAGUGAAUAGAAUAGAUAAGUCUUGCAGAACUUAUACCAAAAAAAAGAGAAAAAGAUAAGUCUUGCAGCUUGGUCAGAACCCAAGAUGCAAGUGACAAGUUUUCAAGCCCUCAAGCCUUCCUCUUCAUACUCUUUUUGUUUUUGAUGGGGACAUCAGUGAGAGAUUGCUCUCUAGGCUAGGAAGACAAGGCUGGUAAAGAUGUAAGUAAACCCUCAAGGAAAGCAGUCUUCUUUGUGUUAGAUUUCCUUGUGAUGUUUUUGGUUUGUUUAUCCUGUAUUUUCUGUUUCAUGAUUGAGGUACUUCAUAAGAAAGCCCUGGAAGAGGAUCCUGAGUUUAUGAUUAUAUGAAAGGGAAGCUCUUCAUCCUUGAUCACAAGAUCAUGAAGAGAGAAAGAUUUCAGCAAGAGUAGAACUUUCCCAUCUCUUUAAUGCCAGAGUUUCUCUCUUUGACAGAAGUAUAUGCUGAAGAGAUUUCUGCAGAGUUUCAGUUACAUCAGAGUAACUUGAGUAUUCUUUUCCUUCAACCUUGGAAAUAAAAAUGCUGCUUCAGGUGUAUGAGAGGCUGAUCUGAGGACUAGGCUGAUUUAUUAAAUCCAGAGCAGCAUAAAGCGGCUGCUGAUGUUAAGCAUUAAGUGACUGCUGAUGCUUCAUAUAGCGGAGUGUAUGUAUGCACACAUACUAAUUCAGUUAAUUAUCAAUUUUUAAUGGAUUGUAUCUAGUUCUUAAGAAGUACUUUGUCUGGAUUUGUUCCAACUAUUCUAGGUUUGAUUUCCUUGAUACAGGUUGUGACCUAUCAGAUGAAUAUGAUUUCUUAUUCUAUUACA